Messenger RNA from Anopheles funestus (African malaria mosquito), 1761 nucleotides. Its product is annotated as cytochrome P450 6d3-like. The coding region runs from base 31 to 1629 and encodes 532 amino acids. NCBI's taxonomy places the organism in Eukaryota, Metazoa, Arthropoda, Insecta, Diptera, Culicidae. The record is from RefSeq and is a predicted model, not a curated record. Gene Ontology annotation, molecular function: iron ion binding; heme binding; oxidoreductase activity, acting on paired donors, with incorporation or reduction of molecular oxygen. The transcript has 2 exons.
GCAGUUGCUAUAAAAGACUGCCAGCAAGCUAUGGGCACGCUUAAUGUGUUAUGUGGCCUUGGUCGAGGUGAUACAUCGGUUCGUCUUGGUCACCAUCAGUUGGACAGUGUUUCGUUAGAGAACUUCAUUAGCCGACCGUACAGUGACGUAAUGUUUGUUUACACGCUUGCACUUUUGCCGAUCGCUAUCUUCCUACUGCUGCGGUACAUCUACUCGCACUGGGAACGAUAUGGACUGCCACAUGUGAAGCCCGAGAUUCCGUACGGCAACCUGCGCACGGUUGUGGAAAAGAAGGAAUCAUUUGGUAUCGCCAUCAACAACCUUUACCAUCGUUCGUCCGAUCGUCUGCUGGGUGUGUAUCUGUUCUUCCGUCCGGCCAUCUUGAUUCGUGAUCCACAGCUAGCGAAACGCAUCAUGGUGAACGACUUCCAGCACUUCCACGAUCGUGGUGUUUACUGUAACGAGAAGGGUGAUCCAUUUUCGGCCAACCUGUUCGCUCUGUCCGGUGAUCGUUGGAAGAAUUUGCGUGCGAAGCUAACACCAACGUUCACUUCCGGGCAGCUGCGCAAUAUGCUACCCACACUAAUAGACGUCGGCAGCAAACUGAACGAUCGAAUGAACACACUGGCGGAUGAAAAAGCGGUUGUGGAUAUGCGUGACAUUGCGUCACGGUUCGUGCUUGAUACGAUCGCUUCCGUGUUCUUUGGCUUCGAAGCGAACUGUAUCCACAACUCGGACGAUCCGUUCCUGAAGACACUGUUGCAGGUGAACAAACGGCGCAGCUUUGUGGACAACAUACGUACGUCCGGUGUGUUUAUCUGUCCCGGGUUGCUUAAGCUUACCGGACUUACGUCACUGCCGACGGAGUUGAUCAAUUUCGUCAUGGAAAUCAUUACGCAUCAGAUCGAUCAUCGGGAGAAGAACCAGAUCAGCCGUAAAGACUUCGUCCAACUGCUUAUUGAUCUGCGCCGUGACGCAAGCAGCCAGGGGGAGCAAGCACUCUCCAUCGAACAGUGUGCGGCCAAUGUGUUUCUUUUCUACAUUGCCGGUUCGGAGACGUCUACGGCGGCGAUUUCGUUUACGCUUCACGAACUUUCGCACAAUCCAGAUGCGUUGGCAAAAUUGCAGCAAGAAAUAGAUGAAAUGAUGGAACGUCACAAUGGUGAAAUUACCUACGAAAAUAUCAACGAGCUGAAGUAUUUAGAUCUUUGUGUAAAGGAAACGCUCAGGAAGUAUCCGGGCUUACCGAUUCUGAAUCGUGAGUGUACGAUCGAGUAUGCGGUGCCGGAUAGUGACGUUGUCAUUCGCAAAGGAACGCAAGUCAUCAUACCUUUGCUUAGUCUCAGUAUGAAUGAAAAGUAUUUCCCAAAUCCAGAACUCUAUUCUCCCGAGCGAUUUGAUGAGGCCACAAAGAACUAUGAUCCAGACGCGUACUAUCCGUUCGGUGUUGGACCACGCAACUGUAUUGGUCUUCGUCAAGGUGUACUGGUGUCCAAAAUUGGUCUUGUUUUAUUGCUUUCCAAAUACAACUUCCACGCCACAAUUCCUGCUAAGGUGAAGUUUGCAGCCAUCAACGUAGGACUUACGCCGGAGGUAGGUUUACCCAUGCGGAUAGAGCACAGAAAGUAAGCCGCGUUACUAUUGACUGUGAUGUGUAGUACAAAGGAAACCAAUUGUAUUAAGAAUAUAUUUUAGCUGCAAAAUAUGUUGUUUAAUAGAUUUUAUUUUUAAAUAAAUAAAAACAAUGUUUUCAAAAUUGAA